GAGCCGAGCAGAGCCGAGUGGAGACGGACGGAAGAGAGCCGGAGGAGACCGACCGAGGGAGGGAGUGCACAAACACCGACCGAGACUAACACAGACACCGACACGGAGCCGGAGUCCCCCGGAGGCUGGAGCGAUGACCGCAGGGACCACGCAGUGCUAGCGGUGUUGCUGCGACAUGUUUGAGGGUUGAAGUCGGACCCGCGGUGAGCUGCUCCCGGAUUCAUCGAAGUUUUGUCUUGAAGAAGUUGACGGCGGUCGGGGCUGCCCUCUCCUCCACCUCCUCCACCUCUUCCACCUCCACCUCCUCCUCCUCCGAGCCGCAGCCAUGGUGUCCUGGAUGAUCUCCAGAAGCGUCGUGCUGCUGUUUGGAUACCUGUACCCAGCCUACUACUCCUACAAGGCCAUCAAGACCAAGAACGUCAAGGAAUACGUGCGAUGGAUGAUGUACUGGAUUGUAUUUGCCCUCUACGCUGUUGUGGAGACGAUCACUGACCUAACGCUGGCAUGGUUUCCUCUGUACUACGAGCUGAAGAUAGCCUUCGUCAUCUGGCUGCUGUCCCCCUACACCCGAGGAGCCAGCCUGAUCUACCGGAAGUGUCUCCACCCGCUGCUGUCGUCCAGAGAGAGGGAAAUCGACGAGUACAUCGUGCAGGCCAAAGAGAGGAGCUACGAGACCAUGGUCAACUUCGGGAAGCAGGGGCUGAGCAUCGCCGCCACGGCCGCCGUCACUGCAGCGGUCAAGGGCCAGGGCGCCAUCACGGAGAAGCUGCGCAGCCUGAGCAUGCACGACCUGACCCAGAUCAGCCAGCAGGACGAGCAGGGCCAGCCGCUCUACCCCUACAGCUCCCACGCCGCCAACCCAGCCGCCAGGAGGGCGGCCAGCGGCGCCGCCGGAGACCCGGACGAGUACCUGUAUGAUCAGGAGGAGAGGACGGACGAGGAGAUGGAGCCCACCUUCUCCGAGGACGAGGCCGUCACCCAGCGAGGACUGAGACGCUCGCAGAGCGUCAAGCUGACCCGGUCCAGAGUGCGCAAAGACGUUCGGUAUGGGUCUCUGAAGAUUAAAGGCAAGAAGAGACCUGCUCUGAACUCCAUCAACUACGGGAUGUGAAGACACUACUGCUGACACACACACACACACACACACACACACACACACACACACACACUCACACACACUCACACACACUCUGACACUCUGCUGACAUAUUUAUUCCCUGCAGCUCAGGGGGGGUGUCCCCUCUCUGAGGACUUUGUCUUCUGGUAUCUGUGGGACGCUGUCUUUGUUCUUUUGGAACUUUAUCAGUAGUCAUUGAGACGCUUUGAUGGGUCUUGUUCACUCUGGGUUUUAUGCGCCUGUGGUUCCACUGAGGAGUGAGACGUCCUCUGUGAGGAGUGCCCCGAUGGACCUGGACCGGGACCAGAACCUGGACCGGGAACAGAGCAGUAUGGACCACAGUUGGAUCUCAUUAACCUUCCCUGAGAUGUCUUGUGCUCGAUAACGUGGACGUGAGGUGGGGGAGUCUCAGACCAGCUGCAGAGAACGUUCCACCCGCUGGUGGACGGAGAACCUUCCGGACCGGCCCUCUGCGGGGAACGUCCCCCUCCUCCUGUCAGGACUGAUUCCAGGAUGAAAAUCCUCUUUUUACAUGUGACCUUUGCUUUUUAUACGUGUGUAAAAGUGAAUGUGGACCAGCAGGGGGCAGCAGACCAGCUGAUCGCCUUAUGGACCUGUGUGUGAGUGUGUGUUCUCAGUCUGCUCUUGCUCUUAAUAUAUUGAUGUGGUUUCUAAUGAGGCGAAGUGUGGUUCAGUCGUUUGAACUGAAGCUAAAAGGCUGAAAAGAGACGAUCACAGCAGAAACUGCUGGAAACACCCAUGAAAUGUCCUGAGUUUUAGAUUGUAGUUGAUAAACUCCUCAGUGUGUCUUCAGAGUCCCGCUGGACGCUCGUCAGCUGUGCUGCUUUUAAUCUGAAAGUCGACCGUGUGACUGGUUUGGGGACGAGCCGUCUCCUGGUCACCAGCUUCCACCAAAUCGUGUGCAUAAAGCUUUAUUUGUCUUUAACUUUUGCCUUCACUGACGGCAGAGCUGGUUCCUCUUUGUCCUGGAAACAGACCGACUGGCUGAACGAGGUCAGCAGAGCACUGACGGAGCGGUCCGGGCUCCAGGGCCUCUCCUGGAGAACCGGGCUCCGCUCACAUUCCUCCAACCAGAAACCAGCUUCAGUCUGUUUUCUUCCAGUGUGAUCCAGAAGGCUUUCCUGGGAUUGUCACCGUCGUUUUGCACCUUUUUAUCCAGCUGCUGCAGCUUCAUCUCAGCUGUGAGGGAAUUCAAAGCUUUGAAAUAAAAAACCUGAAACACA
Salarias fasciatus (jewelled blenny) is the source of this 2361-nucleotide messenger RNA. It is a transcript of the gene reep3b, whose product is annotated as receptor accessory protein 3b. Gene Ontology annotation, cellular component: endoplasmic reticulum membrane; cytoplasmic microtubule; endoplasmic reticulum tubular network. Gene Ontology annotation, biological process: endoplasmic reticulum tubular network organization. Gene Ontology annotation, molecular function: microtubule binding. The transcript is spliced from 8 exons. The record is from RefSeq and is a predicted model, not a curated record. NCBI's taxonomy places the organism in Eukaryota, Metazoa, Chordata, Actinopteri, Blenniiformes, Blenniidae. Bases 326 to 1111 code for a protein of 261 amino acids.